GUGGGAGCACACCGGGAGGACGGGGUCAGCCUCCGCGGGAGCCACUCGCUCGUGCCAAACCAGGUGCCCGUGCCCCAGCUGCCCGUCCAGUCGGCCACGUCCCCGGACCUGAACCCGCCCCAGGACCCAUACAGGGGCAUGCCAGCCGGGCUGCAGGGCCAGAGCGUCUCCUCGGGCAGCUCCGAAAUCAAGUCCGACGACGAGGGCGAUGAAAACCUCCAGGACACAAAGUCUUCUGAGGACAAGAAACUAGAGGAUGACAAGAAGGAUAUCAAAUCAAUUACUAGCAAUAACGACGACGAGGACCUGACCCCCGAGCAGAAGGCCGAGAGGGAGAAGGAGAGGAGGAUGGCCAACAACGCGCGGGAGCGCCUGCGGGUGCGCGACAUCAACGAGGCCUUCAAGGAGCUGGGCCGCAUGGUGCAGCUCCACCUGAAGAGCGACAAGCCCCAGACCAAGCUCCUCAUCCUGCACCAGGCCGUGGCCGUCAUCCUCAGCCUAGAGCAGCAAGUGCGAGAAAGAAAUCUGAAUCCUAAAGCAGCGUGUCUGAAAAGAAGGGAAGAAGAGAAAGUCUCUUCAGAUCCUCCUCCACUCUCCCUGGCAGGACCCCACCCGGGGAUGGGAGACGCCUCCAAUCACAUGGGACAGAUGUAA
This is a messenger RNA of Merops nubicus (carmine bee-eater), 654 nucleotides long. Its product is annotated as transcription factor 4. The transcript has 4 exons. Gene Ontology annotation, molecular function: protein dimerization activity; RNA polymerase II cis-regulatory region sequence-specific DNA binding; DNA-binding transcription factor activity, RNA polymerase II-specific. NCBI's taxonomy places the organism in Eukaryota, Metazoa, Chordata, Aves, Coraciiformes, Meropidae. The record is from RefSeq and is a predicted model, not a curated record. The annotation marks the transcript as partial. Gene Ontology annotation, biological process: regulation of transcription by RNA polymerase II. Gene Ontology annotation, cellular component: transcription regulator complex.